This is a messenger RNA of Electrophorus electricus (electric eel), 4022 nucleotides long. The record is from RefSeq and is a predicted model, not a curated record. NCBI's taxonomy places the organism in Eukaryota, Metazoa, Chordata, Actinopteri, Gymnotiformes, Gymnotidae.
ACGCUUGGCCACCGCCUGCCGUCCAGCCAUCCCUCCGCCGUUUACCGUGCUCCCACCCGCCGCCUGUCAUCUGCGCUACCCAUCCUUACAUCGCCAAUGAUACAUGCUGGACUUCCUUCUCUUCCCGCGGGAUACACCUAGAAUUCGAUAUUUACAUUGCGUCCGCAACAAUGGCUCGGGAUGUCCGCUGUAGUCUGAAGCGCUAACUUCAUUUUUUAGCCUUCAAAUAUGAAUCAUGCGUCUGAUAUUCCAUCUGAGUCUGCUUGCUGGCAUCUUAGUUGCAUUGCUACCUUCAUUUUCUUCAGCAUUGGCUGUUUCCCCCGCCGCGGAGCAUGAAGAUACCAGGGAGCACAAAUCCGAGGGGUCGCGGCAAGAUGUGACAGUAACUCCGGACCACAAAAACACCACGAAACGCUUGGGCGCGCGGCAUGUCACAAUCACGUAUCCAUCGCGCCUCAUCUACUAUUUAAACGAGGAGUCCGAGAGCGCAUAUCAUGGCUUGGCUACUCGGGCGCGCAACCAAGCCAGUGGAGGCCAGCCUGUUCACUUGGCCCAGACAAGCUUCCAGCUGGACGCCUUCGGAUCCACUUUCACUCUGGAUCUAACACUAAACAAUGAUUUGCUGUCUUCAGAUUAUGUGGAGAUCCACUAUGAGAAAGACAAACAAGUAUUUUCAAAGGGAGGAGAACAUUGUUACUACCAUGGCCAAGUGAGGGGGAAGGAAACUUCUCAAGUGGCUCUGUCAACAUGCAAUGGGCUUCAUGGAAUGUUCAAUGACGGCACCUUUGUUUACCUCAUUGAGCCACUGAACCAGACUAACUACUCGGAAACAGAGUCGCGACCCCACACCUUGAAGCGGAUGUUAUCUCUUCAUAUGGGUCAUGACCUCGCUGGUCCGGCUGCUGAGAAGCAGGAGGAGGAAGAGCAGACUUUCGCCGAUAUGCCGUGGUUGAGGCGUCGCAGGAAACGCGCAACGAUGCCACAGAAGGUAUUUGAUGAAAUGAAAUAUCUGGAAAUCAUGAUAGUCAGUGAUUACAACACGUUUAAGAGACAUAAAAGCAAAAAGCAUACCAGGAACUUUGCCAAAUCAGUGGUUAACCUAGUAGAUGCAAUCUUCAAAGAGCAGCUGAACACGCGUGUAGUGCUGGUUGCUGUGGAGAUUUGGACGGACCGUGACAGAAUUCCCCUGAACGUGAAGCCUCUUGACAUGCUACGAGAUUUCUCCAAGUACCGUCAGCAGAACAUCCGUGUCAGUGCCGAUGCCGUUCACCUCUUCACGAACAUUACGUUUCACUAUGGGAGGAGCAAUGUGGCCUAUAUUGGGGGAGUGUGCUCCAUCCCGCGCGGAGUCGGCGUGAAUGAGUUUGGCAGCACAUGGACGAUGGCUGCCUCUCUCUCCCAGAGCUUGGCACAGAAUCUGGGCAUCCACUGGGAUCCAGUUAGCAGGAGGAAGGAGUGUGGCUGUAUGGAUUCAUGGGUCGGGUGCAUAAUGGAAGAUACGGGAGUGCAGCAUCCCCGCAGGUUCUCCAGAUGCAGCAUCGCUGACUAUAAGAACUUCCUGCUCAGGGGAGGUGCUUCCUGUCUCUUCAACAGACCCAACAAGCUCUUCGAGGCUACAGAAUGUGGCAAUGGAUAUGUAGAGGUUGGGGAGGAGUGUGACUGUGGAGCAAGGAUGGAGUGCUAUAAAGACUGCUGUAAGAAGUGCUCUCUGUCUAAUGGAGCCCACUGUAGUGAUGGCCCAUGCUGUAACAGCACCUGCCUGUUCUUAGCGCGAGGGUACAGUUGCCGUUAUGCUGUCAACGACUGUGAUAUUUCAGAGACUUGUUCAGGAGACUCAGGCCAGUGUCCUCCUAACCUACACAAGCAGGACAGCUACCCCUGUCAACUUAACCAGGGCCGUUGCUAUGGUGGUGAAUGCAAAACAAGGGACAGCCAGUGCAAGUACAUCUGGGGUCCAAAGGCAGGGGGCUCAGAGAAACACUGCUACGAAAAGCUAAACACUGAGGGAUCAGAGAAAGGGAAUUGUGGGAAAGAUGGAGAAAAAUGGCUCCCCUGCAGUAAACAUGAUGUGUUCUGUGGGUACCUGCUGUGCACCAACAUCGGCAGAAACCCCAGGAUAGGGACUCUGAAAGGUGACAUCACCCCCACCACUUUUAACCAUCAGGGGCGGCUGGUAGACUGCAGUGGUGGACGUGUGCUAUUGGAUGACGACACGGACCUGGGUUAUGUGGAAGAUGGGACGCCGUGCGGCCCCUCCAUGAUGUGCCUUGAGCGGAAGUGUCUGCCCAUCUCCUCCCUGAACCUCACCGCCUGCCCCUUGGGGCCCAAUGGACGCGUCUGCUCCUCUCAUGGCGUGUGCAAUAAUGAAGCUGCCUGCACCUGCGACACCACCUGGGCAGGGACGGACUGUAGCAUGCAUGACCCGCCGAAAGAGCCUCCCGUCAUCGAAGAUGAGGGCCCAAAGGAAACGUCAAGAAGAGACGCUAUGACCCCAAUGCCAGUGCCAUCUAGAGGAGUGCUGGAGACAGCAGCCAAGCCUGCUGCCCCCCUGGCCUGCUGGAGCAAGUUACCUGCUGGACUGUACCUUCUCUCGCUGCUCGCAGCCAGUUAGCAAUACUUGAAGAAAAGAAAACAGACAAGGAAAUCAAGGAAUAGACAAGGAGCAAUCUAAUAUUUCACCCAGAGUCACGUACGAGAGCCACGUAUGAAAGUCAUGUACCAGUCAUGUAGGGCAGAGAAAGAGCUUCUGUAAGCCUCUGUGCUCUCUUACGUGACCUUUGAACCCUCACUCAGAUGACCAGUCAUGGUUGCGCUUUCCCGUUUGCGAUCAUCCUGACUUCCUGUUGACCUUGGCAUGAUCAGCCCUGGCUGUGGCACUUGCAUGGCAGAGGAGGGACCGACAUAACACACACACACACACACACACACACACACACACACGCGCGCGCACACACAGACAAAGAAGAAUAUAAUUCUACAAUUAGUUGCAAUGAGGAGAGCGAGCUAGAGAAGGGUCUGCACUGAAAUUGCUGCACUGAUCACAGAGUCCGUCCAGUGCUGUCAGCGCCUGCAUAGGCCUGGAUGGCCUGACCACACAUCAACAUGUAGAAGACUUGAACGACACUGAGACUAAGACAAGGGUGUGACCCGUAUACAAAGAGUUAAACGGCUCUUUCUUUUAGACUACAGCAUGUUGUAUUGCAGGUGUUUUAAUGAAAAAAAAAAAAAAAAAAAAAACCCGGAAAAACAUGGUGUCUAGCAAUUUGGGCGGUGGCUCCUGGUGCUGCUUAACCAGUUCACAUUAAACUCUGGUACAAUAAACACACACACACACACACACACACACACAAACAAACAAUUAUAUAUGCCUGGUAAUGUCAGAAACUGUUACCCCUAUAACUUAUUUAACUCCCUGGACCUACUGGCCUUGUAGGGCUGCCCUGUGCAGAAUGUUUCUGCAACUAAUCAGAGAGCUGCAUGAUGUAAUUGCACUGGGGGUGGAGCCCACACAGCCUGUCACGCUUUCUUAAGAUAACUGCAUGUUAAAGGAAAAACAAUUAACUUCUACUUUUACUAUGCAAAGGGGAAACAUCGCACAAACCCUAUGGAUUGGUAAACAUGGUGAAUAUUAAAAGUGAAACUGACUCUGUCCUGCUAUCAUUAGGGAGUCUUUUAUAUGCCUGACCCUGACUAUGGUGGUCUUUUGAAUAAACUUCUAAUUACUUAUAAUGAAUGUUUCAAGGAAAAUUUAAGCUUUUAAAUUUAUUAUUCGUUGUAAUAGUCAUUUAUGAGAAAGAAUAAUAUAAGGUCUUGCAAGUAAUCAGUUGUAUUUGAUUGGAUUUGGCCCAGUGUCAGAGUGGAAGUUUUCAGUUUGGGCUUAACAUGUAGGAAAAGAUUUGGGGCAUUUUGUCCACUGGCACAGGCCACAUGACUCUUGAGUCCCUUAACCCUGCCCCUUUUACAUUCAUCUCAUGUGCCCAUGGAAAUACUGACAGAACAAUAAAGAACUUGACAAAAUAAAA